Messenger RNA from Anolis sagrei ordinatus, 11352 nucleotides. The record is from RefSeq and is a predicted model, not a curated record. NCBI's taxonomy places the organism in Eukaryota, Metazoa, Chordata, Lepidosauria, Squamata, Anolidae.
AUGGGUGAAAGAGAGCAAAACCAGAACACCGUCGCAGCAACACAGGAGGCUUCCCACGUUGCCAUUUACUUUAAUGGGGGGAAGUGCACUGUGCUUCCACCCAUGGGAUCAGCAGCUGUAGGAGGAGGGCAAUGGCGAGCACCUCAAAGCAAAGUGACCCUCAUCCCGCCAAUGCAAACAACACUAGCUGUCAAGGCUAUAAACCCUCCUCAUAAUUCAAGAUUGUGCAGCACAUGGGGCAACUUCCAUUUCAAGACCUUUGAUGGAAAUAUCUAUAACUUCCCUGGACUCUGUAAUUAUGUUUUUGCGUCACACUGCAAAUCCCCUUAUGAAGACUUCAACAUCCAAAUACGGCGUACUGAGUUUGAUAAUGUUGCUACCAUUGACCACAUAGUCAUAAAGCUUGAUGGAACAGGCAUUGAAUUGACCCCAAACAUUAUUACUGUCAAUGGAGAACAUGUCAAUCUGCCUUACAGUAAGUCAGGAAUCCUGAUGGAGAGAAACUCAGAUUAUUUGACAGUAAAAUCCCAGUUAGGUGUUCAUCUUAUGUGGAACGGAAAGGAUGCCCUUCUGGUGGAACUGGAUGAAAAAUAUAUGAAUCAGACCUGCGGUCUUUGCGGGGACUUCAAUGGAAUUACAACAUUCAAUGAAUUGAUUUCAAAUGGCAUACAAUUGAAUCCUGUGCAGUUUGGAAACUUGCAAAAGAUGGAUGGACCCACAGAACAAUGCCAGGAUCCUCUCCCUUCCGCUCCAAGCAACUGCAGCAGUGAAUUUAAUGCUGUCUGUGAAUCCAUAUUGACUGGAGAAGCAUUCUUGGGCUGCAAUGCAUUAGUGGGCAUGGAAAAUUAUGCUGAUGCUUGCAUACAUGACUUGUGCAACUGUGAGAAGUCUGAAACCAAUGCCUGUAUUUGUGACACUAUUGCUGAAUACUCUAGACAAUGUGCUCAUGCUGGUGGCCAGCCCCUUGAAUGGAGAAGUGAAGUCCUGUGUGCCAAGAGCUGCCCUUUCAAUAUGGAGCACAAAGAAUGUGGAUCUCCUUGUUCUGAUACCUGUACCAAUCCUGAAAGAUCCCAACUCUGUGAAGAUCACUGUACAGAUGGCUGCUUUUGCCCCCCAGGUACUGUGUAUGAUGACAUUAACAACUCUGGCUGCAUCCCUCUUGAGAACUGUCAUUGUACUUACAAUGGGGAUACCUAUGCCCCUGGGGCUUCCUUUGCAUCCCAGUGCAGUUCAUGUCAAUGUACUGGAGGCCAAUGGGCUUGUGUCAGUCAGUCCUGCCCAGGCACAUGCUCCAUCCAAGGAGGCUCCCACAUCACAACAUUUGAUGGAAAGCACUAUUCCUUCUUUGGUGACUGUAGCUACGUCCUCACUAAGAUCUGUGACAGUGAUGACUUCACUAUUGUGGCAGAAAUUCGCAAGUGCGGUAUGACAGACACUGAAACGUGCAUGAAAGGCAUAGGCAUAGUCCUGAAUGGUGGAGCGACUGUAAUUGUCGUCAAGUCUAAUGGGGCUGUGUUUGUGAAUACGAUGUCCACUCAGCUGCCCUUCUCAGCAUCCAAUAUCACCUUGUUCAAACCUUCAACAUUCUUCAUCGUUGGAAAAUCAAAUAAUGGCAUACAGUUUGCUAUCCAGAUGACGCCUCUCAUGCAGGUGACCAUACAUGCGGACCCUGUUCAUAAAGAAAAAACUUGUGGUCUUUGUGGAAACUUCAACAGUGCACAGGCAGAUGACUUCAAAGCUAUCAGUGGAGUUGUAGAAGGAACCUCAGCUGCUUUUGCCAAUACCUGGAAGACACAGGCUGAUUGUCCUGAUAUCAAGAACAUAUUUGAGAAUCCAUGCACCCUCAGCAUUGAAAAUGAAAAAUAUGCUUCACACUGGUGUGGACUGCUGACAGACAGCAAUGGGCCAUUCCAGAAAUGCCACUCUGUAGUUGAUCCAGCUGUUUACCACACAAACUGUAUGUUUGACACCUGUAAUUGUGAAAAGAGUGAGGACUGUUUGUGUGCUGCUCUGUCUUCCUACGUCCGAGCCUGUGCUUCCAAAGGGGUGAAGCUGACCGGUUGGAGAACCAGUGUCUGCACCAAAUACCAAAUAUGUCCUGAAACCCUGACUUACCAAUAUGAAAUUGAGACAUGCCAACCCACAUGCCGAUCACUGAGUGAGCCAGAUGUCACCUGCAACAUUCAGUUUACUGCUGUGGAUGGAUGUACUUGUGAAGAAGGGACAUUCCUGGAUGAAAGUGGCAAAUGUGUACCCCCUACUAGUUGCCCAUGUUAUUAUAAAGGGUCUCCCAUACCAUCUGGAGAAGUGGUUCGUGAGAAUGGCAAGAUGUGCACUUGCACAAAAGGAAAGCUUCAGUGCAUUGGAGAAGCGAGACCUCAACCAGUAUGUGAUGCCCCCAUGAUCUACUUUGAUUGUCAGAAUGCCACAUUAGGUGUCACUGGAGCCGAGUGUCAGAAAAGCUGCCAGACUCUUGACAUGGGAUGUUAUAGCACACAGUGUGUGUCUGGCUGUAUGUGUCCUAAUGAGCUGAUAUAUGACGGCAAAGGUGGCUGUGUGGCUGCUGAAGAAUGUCCUUGCACUCACAACGAAGCCACCUACAAGGCAGGAGAAACCAUCAAAGUGAAAUGUAACACUUGUACUUGCAAAAACAGAAAAUGGGAAUGCUCUGAUGAACUUUGCCUGGAAACCUGCUCAGUAUAUGGAGAUGGUCAUUAUGUCACCUUUGAUGGUAAACGCUACAGCUUCGAGGGAGAAUGUGAAUACACUUUGGUCCAGGAUCACUGUGGCAAAAACAGUACAAAUGCAGGAACCUUCCGAAUUAUUACAGAGAAUGUGCCCUGUGGUACCACUGGGACUACCUGCUCAAAAGCCAUUAAACUGUUCAUAGGGGACUAUGAGUUAAAACUGGCUAAUGAAAAAUUUGAAGUGAUACAGAGAACCCCCGGUAGUAGUACAGUGCCAUUCAAGAUCCGAUACAUGGGUACCUUCAUGGUUGUUGACAGCCCAAUUGGAGUGGUAUUAAUGUGGAAUAAGAAAACCCAACUCAUUAUCAAAAUGACUCCUGCUUAUAGGGGUCAGGUAUGCGGCCUUUGUGGAAACUUUGAUGGCAAUGAUGCCAAUGAUUUCACCACCAGGAGUCAGUCGGUAGUAACAGACAUUGUGGAAUUUGGUAACAGCUGGAAGGUGUCUCCCACUUGCCCGGAAACUCCACAGCCCAAAGACCCUUGUACUGCAAACCCAUACAGGAUGUCUUGGUCCCAGAAGCAAUGCAGCAUCAUUAACAGCCAAACAUUUGCUCCCUGCCAUUCUCAGGUUGAACCCACUAAAUAUUAUGAGGCUUGUGUAUCCGAUGCCUGUGCUUGUGACACAGGAGGAGACUGUGAAUGUUUCUGCACAGCUGUAGCAGCCUAUGCCCAAGCAUGCAGUGAAGCUGGUGCCUGUAUUUCCUGGAGAACUCCAAACAUAUGCCCUAUAUUCUGUGAUUACUACAAUCCAAAGGGGGAAUGUGAAUGGCACUACCAACCCUGUGGCGCUGCUUGCCAGAAGACUUGCAGAAAUCCAGAGGGAAAAUGCAUACAUGAAUUACAAGGCUUGGAAGGCUGUUAUCCAAAAUGUCCAGAGGAUAAACCUUAUUUUAAUGAAGAUGACAUGAAUUGUGUCUCUGAGGAUCAGUGUGGAUGCUUUGAUGAUAAAGGAUACCAUUAUAAGCCAGGAGAACAAAUUCCUUCAGAAAAGAGUUGUCAAUCAUGCCAGUGCUCAAUGGAAAGCAAGACGAUAUGUGCACAUGAUGAAAAUGCACCUACAACUACACUUUGUGUUCAGGAAAAUUGCCAUUGGUCACAGUGGUAUGAUGUGAGCCAGCCUGGUUCUGGAGAAGAUGGUGGUGAUUUUGACAGUUUUGAUCACCUGAGAGCUGAGGGUUAUAACAUCUGUAAAACUCCAAAGAAAGUUGAAUGUCGGGCUGAGAAAUUCCCCAAUACUCCAUUAAGUGAACUGGGCCAAAAAGUUGAAUGCAAUACUGAAGUGGGAUUAAUCUGCUACAAUAACGACCAGAGUACAAAGAAGUGCCAUAAUUAUCAAAUGAGAAUCCAAUGUUGCAGCUUUGUACCAUGUGGUUACACUACUGCCUCCACAUCUCAGGCUACUACAGUCUCCACAGCUCCAACAGCAACAACCACACCGUCUACUGCAGAAAGUACAUCUACAACUUCUAUUCCCACAACUUCCUCUACUCCCGAAACUACAACAGUAACAACCACACCAUCUACAAAAGAAAGUACUACCACGACUACUAUCCCCACAACAUCAACUACAACUCGAGAGCCUACAACAGUAACAACCACACCCUCUACUACAGAAAGUACAACCACGGCUACUGCUCCCACAACAUCAACAACUCCAAAAACUACAACAGUAACAACCACACCCUCUACUACAGAAAGAACAACCACAACUACUAUCCCCACAACAUCAACUCCAACUCCAGAACCUACAACAGUAACAACCACACCCUCUACUACAGAAAGUACAACCACAACUACUACCCCCACAACAUCAACUCCAACUCCAGAACCUACAACAGUAACAACCACACCCUCUACUACAGAAACUACAUCAACUUUGACCUCAACAAGUGAAAUAUGCACACAAGAAUUCUGUGAAUGGUCCAAGUGGUAUGAUGUAAGUUACCCGGGUGCAGCACUUGAUGAUGGAGAUUUUGACACAUUUAAGAAUAUAAGAGCCAAAGGAUAUAAGGUUUGUAAAGCUCCAAGAAAUGUUGAAUGCAGAGCGGAACGAUUUCCCGAUACUCCACUACAAGAAUUGGAACAAAAGGUUAUUUGCAGUAAAACAGAGGGACUAAUAUGUUAUAACAAAGAUCAAUUUCCACCAAUUUGCUACAACUAUGAAAUGAGAAUUGAAUGCUGCAAAAAAAUAAUUGUACCAUGCCCCACUAGCUCACCAUUAACAACUACACAACCACCAACUUCAACAUCAAAAUAUACAACAGCAGUCAAAACCACGAAGAAACCAACUACGACAACAGAGACGACAACAGUAAUGCGAGAAACAACCACAACAGUCCAACCUAUCAUUACGCAGAUUCGCACAACUAGACAGCCAUCUACAGCACAACAAAGAGAGAGAACAACUGAAGUUCCCGAAACCACAGCCACCACAAAGAUGACACCACGAACUACCAGUCCAGUUCUAACUACGACCACAAGAGUUACUUCAGCAACAUCCAAGCCAGUAACAACAAGACCUGAAAUUGUUACAUCCACAAUUACGACCACAAAAAAACCCAUAGAAACUACUACUACUACUAGUAAAUCCUCCACUCCUAAAUCUACCAAAGACCAUACAACCACUUUGCCUACCACCACAUCCUUGCCAACAACCAGUACAAUCCAAGUGACAACAACAUCUCCGGAAACACCUUGCUCACCCACGAAAUGCCAGUGGUCCGAGUGGUAUGAUGUUGACUAUCCUACUGUAGGACCUAAAGGAGGAGACAUAGAAACAUAUGACAACAUCCGGGCAGCAGGAGGAAAAAUUUGUCCCAAGCCAUCAAAUAUUCAGUGUAGGGCUGAAAGGCACCCUGAGCUAACGAUUGCAGAAGUGGGCCAAGUUGUUGACUGUGAUGUCAAGAAAGGGCUGGUUUGCGAGAACCAACAACAAAAAGGGAAAUUUAAGCAGUGCUUAAACUUUGAAUUACGGGUAUUUUGCUGUGAACAAAACCCAGAGUGUCCGCCCACACCCGUACCAAGCACAACCACUAGCAAACCAGUUACUACAACCACCACAACAGUUGCUUCAACAACAACAACCAAGCCAGUAACAACAACAAAACCUGAAACUACCACGACUGUUACUACCACCACCACAACUCCUACCACCACCACAACUCCUACCACCACCACAACUGCUAGUACCAAAGUAACCACAGGAGCAACAACGACUAGAUCCUCCACUCCUAAAUCUACCAGAGAGCAUACAACCACUUUGCCUACCACCACAUCCUUGCCAACAACCAGUACAAUCCAAGUGACAACAACUUCUCCGGAAACACCUUGCUCGCCCAUUAAAUGCCAGUGGUCCGAGUGGUAUGAUGUUGACUAUCCUACUGUGGGACCUAAAGGAGGAGACAUAGAAACAUAUGACAACAUUCGGGCAGCAGGAGGAAAAAUCUGUCCCAAGCCAUCAAAUAUUCAGUGUAGGGCUGAAAGGCACGCUGAGCUAACGAUUGCAGAAUUGGGCCAAGUUGUUGACUGUGAUGUCAAGAAAGGGCUGGUUUGCGAGAACCAACAACAAAAAGGGAAAUUUAAUCAGUGCUUAAACUAUGAAGUACGGGUAUUAUGCUGUGAACAAAAUCCAGAGUGUCCACCCACACCCAUACCAAGCACAACCACUAGCAAACCAGUUCCUACAACCACCACAACAGUCGCUUCAACAACAACAAUCAGGCCAGUAACAACAACAAAACCUGAAACUACCACGACUGCUACUACCACCACCACAAUUCCUAUCACCACCACAACUGUUAGUACCAAAGUAACCACGGGAGCAACAACGACUAGAUCCUCCACUCCUAAAUCUACCAGAGAGCAUACAAACACUUUGCCUACCACCACAUCCUUGCCAACAACCAGUACAAUCCAAGUGACAACAACUUCUCUGGAAACACCUUGCUCGCCCAUUAAAUGCCAGUGGUCCGAGUGGUAUGAUGUUGACUCUCCUACUGUAGGACCUAAAGGAGGAGACAUAGAAACAUAUGACAACAUUCGGGCAGCAGGAGGAAAAAUCUGUCCCAAGCCAUCAAAUAUUCAGUGUAGGGCUGAAAGGCACCCUGAGCUAACGAUUGCAGAAUUGGGCCAAGUUGUUGACUGUGAUGUCAAGAAAGGGCUGGUUUGCGAGAACCAACAACAAAAAGGGAAAUUUAAUCAGUGCUUAAACUUUGAAUUACGGGUACUUUGCUGUGAACAAAACCCAGAGUGUCCGCCCACGCCCGUACCAAGCACAACCACUAGCAAACCAGUUCCUACAACCACCACAACAGUCGCUUCAACAACAACAACCAGGCCAGUAACAUCAACAAAACCUGAAACUACCACGACUGCUACUACCACCACCACAAUUCCUAUCACCACCACAACUGCUAGUACCAAAGUAACCACUGGAGCAACAACGACUAGAUCCUCCACUCCUAAAUCUACCAGAGAGCRUACAACCACUUUGCCUACCACCACAUCCUUGCCAACAACCAGUACAAUCCAAGUGACAACAACWUCUCCGGAAACACCUUGCUCGCCCAYDAAAUGCCAGUGGUCCGAGUGGUAUGAUGUUGACUMUCCUACUGYRGGACCUAAAGGAGGAGACAUAGAAACAUAUGACAACAUYCGGGCAGCAGGAGGAAAAAUCUGUCCCAAGCCAUCAAAUAUUCAGUGUAGGGCUGAAAGGCACSCUGAGCUAACGAUUGCAGAAUUGGGCCAAGUUGUUGACUGUGAUGUCAAGAAAGGGCUGGUUUGCGAGAACCAACAACAAAAAGGGAAAUUUAAUCAGUGCUUAAACUUUGAAAUACGGGUAUUUUGCUGUGAACAAAACCCAGAGUGUCCACCCACACCCAGGACCACCACCACGAUAACUACAAUCAUAACGUCAACCUCUCCUAUUUCCACCACAACUGCAGAACUUAGUACUACUUCUAUAGUGACAGAAACACCAACACCAACCUCCUCAGCCAGCAGCACAACUCAAUGUCUCUGUCAAAUUGGGGAAAAAACGUAUCAUCCUGGUGAGACUAUUUACAAUACAACAGACAGUGAUGGCUGUUCUUUUUAUGCCGUUUGUGGCUUAAAAUGUUCUGUUGAGAGGUCUAAAGGGCCAUGCCCAGCAACAUCACCCACACCAACUCCAACUGUUGUGAUCACAACUCCCUCUACAACUCCUGCUACCACAACACCGCUAAUUGGCUGUCCUGAUGUUAUUCCGCCCAGGCAGGUUGGUGAGACAUGGACAUCAAACUGCACAAGAUAUACUUGUGAAGGAAACAACAAAAUUGCUGUGAGUCAUGUCAAAUGUCCAAAGGUACAGGAUAUUGUGUGUGAAAAUGGAUACCCACCUGUAAAAGUCUUCCAAGAUGAUGGCUGUUGUUACCACUAUGAAUGUGAAUGUGUAUGCAGUGGCUGGGGUGAUCCUCACUACAUCACCUUUGAUGGAGUUUACUACACCUUCCUGGACAAUUGUACAUACGUCUUGGUGAAGGAGAUCACACCGACACAUGACAACUUUACCGUUCUUGUUGAUAAUGCCUUUUGUGAUUCAGAAGAUGGACUUUCAUGUCCUAAGUCUACCAUUAUUAAGUACAAGACUUCAACAGUAAUUUUAACCCGUGAAAAUGUUGAUGGCAUGGAAACCAAUAAGGUUUACUUCAAUGACAAGGUUGUCAGCCCAGGUUAUCAUCAUGAUGGCAUGUAUAUCUCCUCACAAGGCAUCAAUAUGGUGGUUGAGAUCCCUGACAUUGGUUGUGUGAUAUCCUUCAGUGGCUUUAUUUUCUUGAUCAAGCUUUCGCCCAUCUAUUUUGCCAACAAUACUGAAGGACAAUGCGGUACCUGCACAAAUGAUAAAAAAGAUGAAUGCCGCUUACCAAAUGGUGAGAUUACUAGUAGCUGUUCCCGCAUGGCUCCCUAUUGGAGAGUUCACGAUGACAAGAAAAAGUACUGCCUUGGACCAGUACCAACACCAUCACCUACAGAAUCUCCAACCCCCUGUCCACCUAGUGAACUUUGCAAGAUCAUUUUGCAUGAUAUCUUCUCCGAGUGCCAUGACAUCAUACCACCUGAACCCUUCUACCGAGGCUGCCUCUUUGAUUCUUGCCACCAAACAAAUACCUCCGUGCAAUGUUCUGGAUUAGAGAUAUAUGCUUCUCUCUGUGUCUCAAAAGGUGUCUGUGUUGACUGGAGAGCAAGUACCCAGGGUCAAUGCUCAUACAACUGUCCUGCAGGCAAAAUAUAUAAAUCAUGUGGCCCUCUCAACCCUCAAACAUGUGAGAGGAGUUCUGUUUAUCAUAAUGGCAGUGGAAUCACUGAAGGUUGUUUCUGUCCUGAAGGAACCCAACUCUAUAGCGAACAUAGUGAUGUCUGUGUUAGUGAAUGUGGUUGUACGGGUCCAGAUGGGCAGCCCAAAGCGCCUGGAUCAACUUGGAUCAGCAACUGCCAGGAGUGUACUUGUGAGAAACAUUCUCGUAGGGUGAGAUGUAAACCGAUGGCAUGUAAAGUGUCACCUACUCCAAUGGACUGCCCAUUGAAAGGAUUUGUUCCCGUCCAAGUGAUGACACCUGAAGAUAAAUGCUGUCCCCAGACACAAUGUGUGUGCAACACUUCUUACUGUACACAAACCAUCAAAUCCUGUCCAGUUGGAUAUACACUGAAACAACAAAAUCUGCCAGGAGACUGCUGCAUUAAUACCACUUGUGAGAAAGUACCAGGCUGUGUUGUUGGUGGCAACCUCUACCAGCCUGGAGCAAGGGUUCCAGGAGGCAUAUGUGAAAGCUGUACAUGCUCUCUAGAAGAAGACUCAGAGACCGAAUCAAAUGAAGUGAAAUGUGUGUCACAAGUGUGUCAUACAAGCUGCCCAGUGGGUCAAGAAUACAAGCAAGUGCCUGGACAAUGCUGUGGUAACUGCACUGCAGUGGCUUGUGUCCUGAAACUAGGACCCAAUGAAUCCCAAGCUAUUAAGCCUGGAGAACGCAUGCACCCUCCUGGAGACAACUGUACCUUCUAUGAAUGUGAUAUGAUUGAUGGCCAGUAUGUUCUUGUCACUACCAAGAAAACCUGCCCUGUGUUUGAUUCAACUGCCUGCAAGCCUGAGGAUGUAAUAAAAACAGAUGAUGGCUGCUGUAAGAUGUGCCGACAACCAUUGAAAAUCUGUACGCCAAAAAGCACAAGAAGUGUCAUCAAAUACAAAGGCUGCGUAGCUUCUUCACCAGUUGAAUUAACAUAUUGUGAAGGACACUGUGGCAGCUCUUCCAUAUAUUCUUACAAGGCAAACACAUUGAAUCACAGCUGCCAGUGCUGCAAGGAACUCAGGACAACCAAGAAGCAAGUGACACUGACUUGUGCAGAUAACUCCACCCUGGAUUAUUCUUACAUUUAUAUUGAUGAGUGUGACUGCAUGGGUAGCGAAUGCAAUCCCCAGCCCACCUCCUCAUCAGAACAACAGCAACAAGAAGAAGAGGAACAGCAACAGCAGCAGGAGGAGCAACAACAGCAAGAGCAGCAACAGCAGGAAAUACAACAGACACAAUAGUACCAGCAAGGACAGGCCAAUACAUCGAUUUUAAUGACAGAGUACAAAAUAAAUUGAAAUAAAUAUUCUAUCAAGUAGAAAAAUAUCCAGGGCAGCAUUGAAAACAUACAGAUGAAUAUUUUUCUAGAUUUACUUUGUCUUUGUGUUUUCUAUCUUCUUUUCUUUGGGGUACCAAACAAGAAAUUCUCAGGUUUAUGCUUUUCUUGAGUGAGUUACCCUAUCCAGCUGCAAAUUAUAUGGGAAGGGGGUGGAGACCUUGGUGUGAAUUAUUAGGAUGCUGGUAGGAAUAUUAAAGGCCCUUGACUUGACUCCGCCCGCCCUUGUAAAGUUAGGACUCCAAUAUUAGCCAAGUGUCACAUGGAUAGCAACAUUUCUAAUGGAAGCACAUGACUUCUUUUCUUGACCACUAGUUGGCACUAGCCAGACAUCAUUAUGGAGCAGAAGAGCUACUAGGAGAGGCCCAUUCCAUUCCAUUUCAAUUUCAUUCCUCAAGACUGUUUGUUCAUAUUUACAGUACAAAAGCUAAGCACCUACUUUCCCAGUUUUUGCUCUGUUCUUUCAACUUCUGUUUCUACAAACUUCAGUCUGGUGAAAGACGUGGGGCUACAGAACUAGGUUAUUUGUAGAUUAUUCUUGUGCAAAAUGGCAACAAACAAACCCUGAUGAAGUACGGCUGCUGCUGAAGAAAAUUCUCUGUUUACAUAGUAUCCUCAGCAUAGUAACUGUAUAAAGAUUUGAAUGUUUUUAAUAACUGUUUACAGAAUGAGUAUAGAUUAGAUAUAGAGAUGUAUAUGCCAAAGGGUCAUAUGAAGAACUUUUGUAAAUUGAAAUAAUAGCAAAAGCAAUAAUAUAAAUUCUGUUCCAAGCCAGCUAGUUAUUUUUUAAUGUUGUACCAUUACUAUUUAUUUGUUAAGGGAAAAUAGACUUCAGGGGCUAUUUUCUUCAGAAUUAUUACUGCCUGGUUGAGGGAUAACUUCACCUUUGCCAUUUUUGUUUCUUUAAAAGAACUGCUACAAUGAUUAAUAAACUUUCAGCAUUUUGCAA